CAGAGCACAGGCUUACACGAGGCUGCGUGUCCCCGGACAAAUGCCCCUCUGUAUCUCGAGGCCUAUUGGGACUGGCAGCCACCCAGCACUCACCGCAGGCAGCCUCAGAGGCUAGGCUUGGCCUCUCUCUUGUCCUCUUUGCAGCACAGGCCUGCCAGGUCCCGACUGGGGCAGGAAACAGGGGGUGUGCUCUUUCUGGAAUGGAGGGUAUGGGAGGCAAGCCAGCUUAAGGAGGGUGAGGGGGCCACAUCAGGAACUACUCAGGAAGCCUGAAGUCUUAAGGUGGAAGGCUGAGAGGAAGAAGGUCACUGGGUCCCGGCUGGCUAUUCCCUGGGAGAGAAAGCUGCACUCUAGACAGAACACUGACUUUGGCACAGUCCCACAGCAAGUGAGCAACAAAGGAACAGAGAUGUCAUUGAGAGCCCUCGCUGCCCGGACCAGGCAAGACCGGCUCUGGGAUUGCACACUGUUCUUCUGGAAAGAGGAGUAACUGGCCCGCCGGCACCUGGAGCCCAGCGCCCAGGAGGUGGACCCAGACUGACCUGAGGAGGACUGUGUCCUGUGUCCUGUGUCCUGCGUCCUUAGGAGGCUGCUCACUGCAAAGUCAAGAUGACCACAGCCACCACUCUGGGGGACGCUGUCUUCUCACUGAACAUGACCAGAGGAGAAGACUUCCUGUAUAAGAGUUCUGGGGCCAUCGUAGCUGCCAUUGUGGUGGUUGUCAUCAUCAUUGUGACCUUGGUUCUCAUCCUGCUGAAGAUGUACAACAGGAGAAUGAGAGCUAGGCGGGAGCUGGAGCCCAAGAGCCCAAAGCCACCUGUGCCUCCUCCCCUGGACCCAAACAGCAACGGCAGCCAGCAGCCUGCGACUGUGACCUUCAGUCCUGCAAACACCCAAGCGGAGACUCGGUGACCCUACCCUGGCACCAUCCCUGCCUCUGCAAAAAGCUUUGAUGACCCAGAAGCACCCUCUGCUGGCAGCUUCACUGAAUUCUCUCUGGUUGGGUAAACUGAGGCACCUCUCAUAUACAGCCCCCGCAGCUUGAAGCCAUCCUUAACUGUGCUCUGCUUGGCCACCCCAGCUGUGUCCAUAUCCCUGCUGCCACUAUACCAAAGAGCUAAGGACAGUCUUUUGUCACCUGAUGAGAAGAACUAUGCUGGAGACACUGGUGUGUGUCUGGUUCUUGUCCUACAAAUGCUACAGCUAGACAGACAGACAGACAGACGUCUGAGUGUUCUGGUCAAGGAUCAGGAAGUGCUAAUGAUAAUGUCACCCAGGGUCUGCCAACUGGGAGCAUCUUGGCUUAAGCGUCAUGUCCACAACUUUGCAGAACAGAUUUCCAAUCCCAUAUCAGGUGUAGGGAAACUGAUUUUGACUAACUAACCACAAAAUCAACUUGGUAACGUCUAACCUAUUCCAGUAGUAGAUGACCGAUAGCCAGCUCAUGAUGGCCAGCCAGAACUUUCUCCCCCUUAAGCGACAAGGGUAUCAGAGGCUGAACUUGGUGGCACAUGUGUCUGUCAUCUCAGCACUCAGUAGAGGCAGGAACAUUGUGAUUACAUGGCCAGCUUUGGCUAUACAAGAUGUUUAACUUGAAAAAUAUUACAGAAUAAGCAGUAUUCACCCCCCCAAAAUUCUACUUCAUUAGUAGCCAGGAGAAGGUAUCCUGAGGAGCAGAGGCUAACUCUAGAAUGAGGAGCACAGGCUAGCUCUAGGAAGAGGAGCAGAGGCUAGCUCUAGGUGCGCAUGCACCUGGUUGUGUGGUACCUGCUCAGGACCCCUUUUGCUGCCCCAGGUGGACUAUCCCACUCCUCAUUUUCUGGCUCCUUUUUAUUUGGAUGCUAAGCUUUCUUGACAGUCUCCUUGCCUCUGGGACAAGUAUUUUGAGGCCCAUUAAAUUCUGCAUUUCCUGUGUCCUUCCUAGUCACCUUGCAGAGACAGUCACCACACAACAUGGACAACCUAUUCUCUGUGGCAGCUGAUCUCUGAGCCCUGGGCCAGAAGACGAUCUGCUAGCAGGGACAAACAUUUCAGAAUUAAGAUUUACACCCAAACUGGGAGGUGGCAGCACACACCUUUACUCUCAGCACUUGGGAGGCAAAGGCAGGUGGAUCUCUGUGAUUUUGAGGCCAGCCUGGUCUACAGAGGAGUGCCAGGACAAGCUCCAAAGCUACACAGAGAAACCCUGCCUCAAAACAAACAAAACAACAACAACAAAAGAUUUGCAUCCAAACUGUUCUCUCUUACUACUUUGAAAAGCUCAUGGGAUGGCUCAGUAGGUAUAUGUAGCCAAGCCUUGAGCACCUAAGUUUGAUCCUCGGGACCCACAAAGUAGAAGGAGAGAACAGAUUCCUGUAAACUAUUCUCUCAUCUCUGCAUGUGUGCUGUGGUGCUCCACAAACACAGUAAGCAAACAAAUUAAAUGUAAGUAAAUUUUUUUGUUUUUUUAAAUAAAAGGUCACUGGGGGUCUAGGGAGAUGGCUCAGGGGCCAAGAGUGCUUGCUGUACAAGCAUAAGGACCUGAGUUCAAAGCCCCAGAACCCAUCUGAAAAGCUAUGUGUGGUGAGAUGCACCUGCAAACCCCCCCACACACACACACACUGGGAAGAGGUAGAGAUGGGAGAAUCAUGGUGGCUUGCUGACCACCAGCCUGGCUUCAGGAUCAGUGAGAAAGCUGUGUCACAGGAGUGAGGCAGAGAACGAUAGAGCAGCCCACUUGACGUCCUCUUCUGGCCUCCAGGUAUGCUCACACGGGAGCAUGUGACACACAUGUAACACACAUACACACAACAACACACAUACACACAAAAAAAAUUAUUUUGAGACUGGCCUGGAAUUCAUUGUGUGACCAGGCUAGCCUAGAAUCCACAGAGAUCCUCCUGCCUCUACCUCCUGAAUGCUGGGAUUAAAGAUGUUCACUAGCUUCCUGCUUAGACCCUGCACAAGCCCCAACGUAUGAUGCUUCCCUGGCCAUUUUCUGCUUUCAAAAUAAAACAAACAAAACCCUUAUGCUGCUGGAGACCCAGCUCCUCGGGGGCCCUUCCCUCCAUCCCUGGUACUCGUGGGUAAGGGACUGGUGGGGGGGGGAUGGAAUCAGCUUGAGUGUUCCAGCCUUAAAACUAACCUCUCCUGUCCACAAGAAACUCUUCUUUUGAUAACUAAUGCUUGGGAAGGAAGGAGGAAAGAGGUGGACAGAAUGUGUAGGGUGGGAUCAAGUGAGCUGAUUUAUUGUUCUGCUUUUCAAUAAUGAAUCUAACCCAGUGAGGCUCCUGUAGUGGCUCUGUGCACCGUGAGGGGGUCCUCAGUGCAAGAAUACAGGGCCCGCCCUGAUUUCAGCUGCAGAUGGUGUGACCCCACUUGUUUCCUGUUCUGAUAGGUACCUCUCUCAGCUGGGUGGGUUCUCAUAGGGAGAGGUCUGGAAUUGAUGAAAGAGUAAACACAUGCAUUUUAAAAUAAAGAGGUUUCAAUCAA
Molecule: messenger RNA, 3471 nt
Organism: Mesocricetus auratus (golden hamster)
Lineage: Eukaryota; Metazoa; Chordata; Mammalia; Rodentia; Cricetidae
Gene: Ncmap
Product: non-compact myelin associated protein
Exons: 5
Coding region: 610-912 (100 amino acids)
Biological process (GO): peripheral nervous system myelin formation; regulation of myelination
Cellular component (GO): paranode region of axon; Schmidt-Lanterman incisure; plasma membrane
Molecular function (GO): structural constituent of myelin sheath
Source: RefSeq, a predicted model, not a curated record